This is a messenger RNA of Myxocyprinus asiaticus (Chinese sucker), 2010 nucleotides long. RefSeq names its product eukaryotic translation initiation factor 4E-like. Gene Ontology annotation, cellular component: cytoplasm; eukaryotic translation initiation factor 4F complex. Gene Ontology annotation, molecular function: RNA 7-methylguanosine cap binding; translation initiation factor activity. Lineage: Eukaryota; Metazoa; Chordata; Actinopteri; Cypriniformes; Catostomidae. Gene Ontology annotation, biological process: translational initiation. The coding region runs from base 46 to 684 and encodes 212 amino acids. The record is from RefSeq and is a predicted model, not a curated record. The transcript has 7 exons.
GACGCUGCAGCGUCGAACGGUCAGAAGAAUUCUAAUACAGGCAAGAUGGCGACUUCGGAGCCGCGAGGAACUGAAAAUGAAGAAGCCCGUGCUGAAAGUCCUACCGCUGCUGUAACAAUUCCUGAACAGUACAUCAAACACCCUUUGCAAAACAGAUGGGCUCUGUGGUAUUUCAAAAAUGACAAGAGCAAAAGUUGGACAGAAAAUCUACGUCUCAUCUCCAAGUUUGACACAGUGGAAGAUUUCUGGGCAUUAUACAAUCACAUACAGCAGCCCAGUAAACUUGGAUUUGGUUGUGACUACUGCUUAUUUAAGGAUGGUAUCAAACCCAUGUGGGAGGAUGACAGGAAUAAACUGGGAGGAAGGUGGUUAAUGACCCUCGGCAAACAGCAACGACACAAUGACCUUGACCGCUACUGGAUGGAGACUCUGUUGUGUUUAAUCGGCGAAUCCUUUGAUGAGGCCAGUGAAGAUGUGUGUGGAGCUGUGGUCAAUGUCAGACCAAAGGGCGAUAAAAUAUCCAUCUGGACGGGCAACUGCCAAAACAAGGAUGCUAUCAUGACAAUAGGGCAACAAUACAAAGAGCGUUUGAACAUCCCCAUCAAAAUCCUUAUUGGAUACCAGUCACAUGACGACACCUCUAGCAAAAGUGGCUCUACAACAAAGAAUAUGUACUCAGUUUGAAGAAGACUAAUUUCAGCUUAUUGUAGGUUUAUAAAAUUACAAAUUUGCAUCACAUUAAUACUGUUGAGUUGUCAACUACUGUAGUGUCCUUCCUUUUUAAAAAAUGGAAAGAAAAAAAAAAACAUUAAUUAUGUACCUUUAGUGCUCUCCAGCCUAAAAUGAUCAGCACUGUUAUCGUGUGGAUCAGGGAACGUCAAAUUGUUUAGACCUGAGAGAGGACUGCAUCAGUUAAAGCUAUACAAGUUGAGCUAGAUGUUACUGAUAUAAUUUUAGAAUCGGAAAGAUUAAAGGACUAAUCAAGAGUCAAGACUUGCCUAUCUUAAGAGGUUCUAAGGCUUAGAUGAGAAGAGAUGCUAUUCUUUGCUUUAACCUUUCUUUCUCUCAUGCGUCAUGUUAUGACAAGUGUUGCUCACCAUCAGACGAACAAAAACAAAUCAACAACUUAAAUGUUAAGGGUUUAAGUUUUAACACACUUUGGUUGGAGGUGUUUGGCAUGAGAAGUGAUUGCAGAGGCACCUGCAGACUGUUUAUCUUAAAGGUUUGUAAAGGAUUACCUUUGGUUGCGCUCGCUCCAGGUGUGGAAUUUGGACGAGUGGUCAUUUAUUGUUUCAGCUAUGCUGAAAUUGUGGAAUCUUGCUUGUUGACCUAUCUUGAACAGCUGUGUUUCUCUCCUCCCGCUUCAUCUAUUUAUGAUAUAUGCAUAGCAGUUGAACGACACAGUGAGAGGAAGGCCGUGAAAUUCAAGCUUCUAUUUUCUUUUUUUUCUUUUUUCUUUUCACUCAGUUAUGUUUUUAGAUUCUUAGCAAUGUGGACUACUGCUUCAACUUUUGUUUGUUUUUGCGUGAAUAUAUAUAUAUAUAUAUAUAUAUUUUUUACAGUGUAUUUAGUGAAUGCUUGGACAUCCAUGCUUUUUAGGUUUGCUACCACCUUUUUCCUCAUAUUGACACUGUAGACAUUUUCUAGUUUGCCCCACUCUUUGGAUCAGUGAUUCACUGUGAAUUUAUUUUGCUCAUAAUGUAUCUUUAUUAUCUGUAAUUCCAGGAUGUAUAUUACCAUCUUUCAAAGUAAAGGUUAUGUGCUUUGCAUUAACAUUUGAAUGUUUUUGCCCAUUUUUUUAAUCCUCGACUCUUACACCAGAGUUCAUUAUUAAAAGAGGUCAUGAAUAGGCCCACAAGACUUUUCAGGCACAGAUUCACAGAACUCUACAGAAAGCUUCAUAGAUUUCUGUAGAAUCGGAAUGCAAGUCAUUCAUAAAUUGCUUGUUUAUUAAAUAUUUGGCUAAUGUGAUGUGUUUUCUGUUUCCAAUAAAUAUAUAAUGUAUUCUCA